AGGGUCUUCGCAAUGGUAUAUGAGGGUCUCUUCUCCACGUCUGGGAUGAAGUUUGCUCGAUACUUUUCCCCUUACUCCCCACGGCCUCGCUGUUGUGGAAGCUUGCCAUAUAAAUACACAAGCAUUUCCAAGCCUCACAAGCCUCCAGCAUCCUAUGCUUGGGUGAAACCAACGUGAAGGAUCGACAUACGCCAUUAUUCAUACGCCAACGCCACCAUCACCACCACCACCGAAUUCCAGCGACCCCACGACUCAACCUCUUUGGUGAGGUAACGACGACCCAAAGCACGAUCAUCCCAGUUGCGACUGUCCCAUUGCUGCCAACCCUCAAUACCAUUGCGCCAAACCCAAGCAACUACUCCUCCACGACCAUUGAUCCUCCAAGCAGCACUCUCACUACAUCAACAUGCCUCGAACAAUGUUUGUAAAUCCCUUCAAGACGCACAGUGUGGAUGAAUUCCCCGGCGUUCAUGUGCCUCUUGAAGAAUCAGUCCCCAGCGGCCCCACUCCCCACGACCGCCAGAGCAACUCCCCUGCGCCCUCUGAAAAAGACUCCAAAGACGAUAAACCUGAGCGCCCCGAAAGUGAUGCAUCAAGUGGUGUUGUUAACCAUGGAAUGACUCUCGCAGCACUCAAAGCAGAAAUCGAAGCAGAUGUUGCCGCCUCAGGCACCGACACGCCGUAUGACCGCAAGUCCAAGGUCAUCAACCGAGCCCUGGGCGAUAUGGGCAUGGGCCGCUACCAAUGGAAGCUUUUUAUCUUGGCGGGAUGCGGAUGGAUGGCAGACAACCUAUGGUUGCAGGGUGUUGCACUCACACUACCACAAUUAUCGGUUGAGUUUGGUAUCAGUGAGAGCGAAGUCCGAUAUACCACCCUAGCGCUCUUCCUCGGCCUCUGCAUCGGUGCAUCAUUCUGGGGUACCGCGUCAGACAUUAUUGGCCGCCGUGUUGCGUUCAACUUUACUCUAUUCCUUGCCGGUGCCUUUGGUCUGGCCUCGGGUGGUGGUCCCAAUUGGAUUGGCACAUGUGCUCUCUACGCCUGUAUCGGACUUGGUGUUGGUGGCAAUCUUCCUGUUGACGGAGCACUCUUCCUGGAAUUCCUCCCACAAACAUCUGGAAAUCUAUUGACACUGCUUUCCGUCUUCUGGCCUAUUGGUAACCUGAUUGCCUCGCUGCUUGCAUGGGCGUUCAUUCCCAACUUUUCCUGCCCUGCCGGCACUCCUACCGGACAGUGCAAAAUGUCAGACAACAUGGGGUGGAGAUAUCUCAUCCUGACGCUUGGAGCCAUCACCUUCGUCAUGUUCAUCUCGCGUUUCUUCUUCUUCCAUCUCUACGAGUCACCCAAGUUCCUGCUGUCACGUGGCCGCCAGGCUGAAGCUGUAGCAACCGUCUACGGAAUCGCGCAUUGUAAUAAGACGCACACUUGGCUUACCGAGGACAUUCUCAACUACAUUGGGGGCGAUCAGGAAGUGACUGGCGAGGACGCCAAGCUUAGCAGCCUGGAAAUCAUCAAGCGCUCCAUCAGCCGCUUUUCUUUUGACCGCUUCAAAAUCCUCUUCCAGGACAAGAAGCUUGGACUGACAACUGUGCUCUUGUGGUUCCAAUGGACUACUAUCGGCAUGGCAUACCCGCUGUUCAACGCCUUCCUGCCACAAUACCUGGCCAACUCUGGAGGCGAAGUAGAAAACGACGUCAGCACCGUGUACCGUAACUAUGCUAUCACUGCCAUUGUCGGUGUUCCUGGAUCGUUCUUGGCAUGCUAUGCUGUUGAGCUGAAGUUCCUGGGCCGCAAGGGAACGAUGGCCAUUGCGACUGUCAUCACUGGUGUCUUUGUCUUUCUGUUCACAAUCUCGAGCGACUCGGACUUUCAGCUCGCCUUUACUUGCUUGGAAGCCUUUUUCCAGAACAUAAUGUACGGUGUGCUGUACGCAUACACUCCCGAGGUUUUCCCUGGCCCAAUCCGCGGUACUGGUACUGGUAUCAGCAGUUUCUUGAACCGAGUUGCUGGAUUAUGCGCUCCUAUUGUCGCCAUUUUCGCUAGUAGUGGCAACCCCAAGGCGCCCAUCUACGCAAGUGGUGGUUUGUUCAUCGCGGCGUUCUUUAGCAUGCUGAUCUUGCCCAUUGAGACAAGAGGAAAGCAGACGCUAUAGAGAUUUGAGUUUGUAGCGGGCGGGGUUUUUCUCGCACCAAAGGCACGAUAGAGUGCUUUAUUCUCGUUAAUUGAAUGAUACCAUCUUCAG
Messenger RNA from Bipolaris sorokiniana ND90Pr, 2239 nucleotides. RefSeq lists its product as uncharacterized. Lineage: Eukaryota; Fungi; Ascomycota; Dothideomycetes; Pleosporales; Pleosporaceae. Gene Ontology annotation, molecular function: transmembrane transporter activity. The coding region runs from base 407 to 2149 and encodes 580 amino acids. The record is from RefSeq and is a predicted model, not a curated record. Gene Ontology annotation, biological process: transmembrane transport. The transcript has 4 exons.